This is a messenger RNA of Neomonachus schauinslandi (Hawaiian monk seal), 453 nucleotides long. RefSeq names its product peptidyl-prolyl cis-trans isomerase A-like. The record is from RefSeq and is a predicted model, not a curated record. The transcript has a single exon. Gene Ontology annotation, molecular function: peptidyl-prolyl cis-trans isomerase activity. The coding region runs from base 1 to 453 and encodes 150 amino acids. Gene Ontology annotation, biological process: protein folding; protein peptidyl-prolyl isomerization. NCBI's taxonomy places the organism in Eukaryota, Metazoa, Chordata, Mammalia, Carnivora, Phocidae.
AUGGCCAACCCCACUGCGUUCUUUGACACCAUUACAGACAGCAAGCCUUUGAGCCCUGUCUCCUUCGAGCUGUUUGCAGACAAAGUGUCAAAGACAGUGGAGAACUUUCGUGCUCUGAACACUGGGGAGGAAGGAUUUGGUUAUAAAGGUUCCUGCUUCCACAGGAUUAUUCCAGGAUUUCUGUGCCAGGGUGGUGACUUCCCACACCAUAAUGGCACUGGGGGUAAGUCCAUCUACAGGGACAAAGUUGAUGAUGAGGAUCUCAUCCUGAAGCACACGGGUCCUGGCAUCUUGUCCGUGACAAAUGCUGGACCCAACACAAACAGUUCCCAGUUCCUCAUCUGCACAGCCAAGAUGGAGUGGUUGGCUGGUUGGCAUGUGGUCUUUGGCAAGGUGAAAGAGGGCAUGAAUAUUGUGGAAGUGUGGAUGGGUUUGGGUCCUGGAACGGCAUGA